Styela clava is the source of this 999-nucleotide messenger RNA. The record is from RefSeq and is a predicted model, not a curated record. NCBI's taxonomy places the organism in Eukaryota, Metazoa, Chordata, Ascidiacea, Stolidobranchia, Styelidae.
UUGCAUCGUCUAUUGUUAGACAGUAAUCUACUUAUACGAAUGGCAUUUACAAAUUUUCUGUGCUGUAUGAUUGUCCUUGUGUUGUUUGUCUUCGAGAAUACAACAGGACAGACGGAGAAAGAAACAUGUAUUUCAGACAUGAGAGCAGUAAGCAACAUUUUAGGCCGGUAUGGACGCUGUCGGGAUCGUGACUGCGAGGCGGGUCCACCAGGGAAGCGCGGACCUGAAGGUCCAUCUGGUGCAGUCGGCCCCAGGGGACUUAAAGGUGACAGAGGAUCGUGUAAUUGUGAUUUGAGUUCCGUACAAAUCUUAGAAGAAAAAAUCAGACAGUUAGAAGCCUUCCAACAGACUAUCAGAGAGAAUACAGAAAUCUGCUAUGCUGGAAUCUCUACGUUUCAAAUUCCCACAUCUCAUAUCAGAGCAUCGUCUACUCAUUCGUCUUGCCGAUUGAGCAACAUUUUUCUGAAAUCUAAAGCGUCCUGGUGUGCUGGCGCAAAUAACCCAUACCAGUGGGUUGAUAUCGAUCUUCAGACACCGACAUUGAUAACAGGAAUUGUUACACAAGGAAGACACGAUAUUUGCAGAACUUGUAAUCAAUGGGUCACAAGCUACAAAGUGUAUUACGGCACUACAUCUGCAAAGACGCCUAUUGAAGAAAACGGAAGGGCUAAAAUAUUCCCUGCAAAUUCUGACAAAAAUACUAUUGUGAAAAAUUUGUUUGACGAACCGGUCACAGCCCGUUUUAUCCGGAUUCAACCAGUUGGGUAUCACAUUCAUAUGAGCUUGAGAAUUGAACUUCUCAGAUGCUAAUUAUGAAGAAAUUCUAUCCAGAAAAAGGGAGAUUUUAGGCUGCGUCCUAUUUCCGUAGUAUAGCUAAAACGGGUUUACCUUAGUACUAUAUGAAUACGAUGAAUUUUUCGCAGCAUUGUAUACUCUACCAAAUUUCUUGGAUUGAAUUUUGAUAUUGUAUAUUUUACAAAUAAACACAUUCGUUUGCAA